AUGACGACCUCUGAAAUUACUGGUCUUGUAAAGUCGAGGCUGCCGUCAACAAUGGCGAAAGAUAGAGAUAGAGAAAGUCGGAAGAAAGAGAAAAAGGAGAAGAAAGAGAAGAAGGAGAGGAAGCGGCGUGAGGCGGAAGAACUCGCGGUGAGGGAGAAGAAAAUCUCUAAGAAGCACAAAUCCGAAUCCAAGAAGGCCGAGAAACCUGAGAAAUCUAAGAAGAAAUCGAAGAAACUCGAAGUCGAAGAGAAGCCACAUAAGAAAUCGAAGGAGAGCGAGAAGAAACGCAAGAGAUUAGAUGAAUCCGAAGACGAGUCAGAGACCGAAACCGCCCGUUCCGAUGAUUCCGAUGAUUCGCUUCCCGUUACGGUCCCGAUUGCUACCACCACCACUAUCACCACCACCACCACCACAAACGAGUACGAUUCGGAUUUCGAGCUCGACAAGGAAGACAUCAAGCACCUGCUGGAAUCAUACUCGAAGGAAGAGCUUGUUAACCUCAUAUACAAAACCGCGGAAAAGGGUUCACGGCUGAUCUCCGCCGUGCUUGAAUCGGCGGAUCGAGAUAGCGCCAGGCGCAACAUAUUCGUGCGUGGUUUCGGGUGGGACACGACUCAAGAGAACCUCAAGGCGGCUUUCGAGGUCUACGGGGAGAUUGAGGAGUGCACGGUGGUCAUGGACAAGGACACUGGACGAGCCAAAGGGUACGGCUUCGUGAUGUUCAAAACGCGCAAAGGAGCGAGGGAGGCGCUGAGGAACCCGGAGAAGAGAAUGUACAAUCGCACCGUGAGCUGUAACCUAGCCGCGGCUAAGCAGUCUGGUCCUGGAAAGCCGCGAGAACCGGUUGAAUCUGUGAAGAUUGAGCUAACGCAUUCGGGUAACCAGACUGAAAUGGCACUGCCUGGGCUGGAUUUGGCUCAUGGGCUUGUGCAAGGUCUCGAUAAGGGACAUCAGCAGCUGAAUAUGGCAAUGUAUGCUGGACAGAACAUGCCCUUUUACGGACUAGCUCAGCCUCCUCCUGGUUAUAACCCCAUGUAUGGUGGAUUAAUGGGUAAUCAAAUGUUUCCUGGUUUAGCAAACUAUCGUAUGUUUGGGCCGGGUAUGAUGAACCAGGGGCCACCGAACCAUAUGGGAAUGGCGGGGCAAUAUAAUGGUGAGGUUAAUGGUGUUGGUGGUCCUGGCUUUGAUGGUGGUGAACGUGGUGACGUCUUUAAGUUCCAAGAUCCGAUGCUACUCGAGAGUUUGUUGAAUAUGAAAAUAAGUGAACAUUAUAAAGGAUAUAAAACCGUAUUGAACUCACGACCCGACAAAGAAAAACCGAAUACCAAAAAUUCAAAAAUCCCUAAACUUGACUCUUAUCCUCUUUCUGCAAUGGCGAAAACCCUAGACAAAUCUAAGAAGCGCAAGCUCGUGAAAUCCGAAUCCAACAGCACCGAUAAGAAGCAGAAGGUUAUCAAUAAAUCUGCUAAUCACCAACAACCUGAAUCCUCGACGCCGUAUUCCACUUCAAGCUCCGAUUCGAGCGGCUCGGAGUCGGAGAAAGAAUUCGACCCGGAGGAGCUCCGGGAGCUUCUGCAGCCCUACUCCAAGGAGCAGCUCGUCGACCUCGUUUGUUCCGCUGCGCAAAUCGGAUCGUCGAUCUACUCCGCCGUCGUGGAAGCCGCCGACCGUGACGUCACCCACAGGAAAAUCUUCGUUUACGGCCUUCCAUGGGAGACCACUCGCGACACUCUUUUCGGAGUCUUCGAAGGCUACGGCGAGAUCGAAGAGUGCACCGUCGUUAUAGACAAGGUCACGGGCAAGGCUAAAGGUUUUGGAUUUGUUAUGUUCAAGACGAGGAAAGGAGCAAGAGAGGCGCUCAAGGAGCCGAAGAAGAGGAUUCUUAACCGAACGGCGACGUGCCAGCUUGCCUCGAUGGGGCCUGCGGCGUCGGGGAAGGGGCAAGACCAGGCGGGUCCGGUGAAGAUAAGUUUGGGUCCGAUGGCUAAUCAUGGUCAGAUCCAGCAACAGCAAGCGCAAGGGCAAAAUAUGUUUGCCGGUAGUGGAAUGGCUGCAUCGCCGUUUAUGCUCGGGAACCAAUACCAUCCGGUUUAUGGAACCGGGAUGUUGGGGAAUCCAGCUUUAGCAGCAGCAGCAGCCGGAGGUUACAUGUAUCCGAUGUUGGCGAAUGCUUUGACCCAAGGUGGGUUUGGUUCUGGUGCGUUGAGCCAUGAUUUGUUACAGUCGAGUCAGAUGGGUGGUGUUGGUGAGCCAGGCGUUGGUGCUGGUCUAUCAUCUCUCGGGUCUUACUUUAGAGGCCAGAGUCUGCCUAAUGCUUAUUCUGAUUCGGAUAACGGGAAAAGAGGGAAUGGUAAAGAUUCGGAUGCUGGUGGCUCAUUGGCUAAAGAACAAGGAAAUGCGAUUGCUGGUACCAUUAGAUCUAAUAACGGUACACAGUAG
Molecule: messenger RNA, 2439 nt
Organism: Thlaspi arvense
Lineage: Eukaryota; Viridiplantae; Streptophyta; Magnoliopsida; Brassicales; Brassicaceae
Source: the annotation of a GenBank genome assembly